This is a messenger RNA of Lolium perenne, 399 nucleotides long. The record is from RefSeq and is a predicted model, not a curated record. NCBI's taxonomy places the organism in Eukaryota, Viridiplantae, Streptophyta, Magnoliopsida, Poales, Poaceae.
AUGAAAGGCAAGGCGAGGCUGCUCUGCGCGCUUCUGCUUGUGCUGCUCUCCGUUGCGGCCCGCCUCCAGGGCGUGUGGUGCCUUGGCGGAGGUGGCGGUCACGGCGGCGGUGGUGGAGGUGGUGGCCACGGCGGCGGUGGCGGGAGGGGUGGUGGCUAUGGCGGCGGUGGCGGGAGAGGUGGUGGCGGUUUCGGGAGAGGUGGCGGCAACGGCGACGGUGAAGAAGGCGGCAGCGGUGGAGGCGGUUCCGGGAGAGGGGGCGGCGGCGGGGUUUUUCCGUGGUCGCACUCGCACGGGAACGGGCGCAGCGCCGCGGCUGAACCUCGUGGCCGCGGCGUCUGGAGGCUUUCCGGUGCUGCCACAACCUUCGCGGCCGCGGUCCUCGUGCGGUGGCUCUGA